AUGAGACACAGAAAGUAAAGCACAUGAAAGGAGAUCUUCCCAUUUUACUUCGAUGCUCACUGACCCUUUUAUCUUUUCCUCUAUCUCUCUGUGAUCUCUCUUGUUCUUUCUCUGAAACUCUUUCCGUCUCUCUCUCUCUCUUUGGCAGCCAUAGAACCCGGUGAGCUUUCUGUGCUGUUGUUUGCUAUUUGUUUAUGGCCUUUAUCAUUUUCGCUUUGCUUCUUUUUUUCGGAGCAAAAACCUUGCAGUAACAAUAAAGGGAAUACGGAGAUCUGUUAUGUUUAGAGAAUAUUGUCGUAAUUAUCAGAAAAAGAAGGAUCUGUUGUUUUAUUCGUAGACAGUUUUGCGCUAGGGUUUUUGUGUCGAUUUGGUGCUUCUGAUUUAUCAGUCGAUAUAUAUCGAUUUAUCAUUCUGUUAUUUCACUGGGUUUUCAUUCGUUCUUCUGGGUGUUGGUGAGUCUAGGGUCUGAAGCAACAUUUUUUGAAAUGGAAAAUGGGAAUGGUGUUGUUGGUGGGUACGUGGAAGAGAAGAAGCCUGUAGAGGACAGGGUUCCUGAGGAGAAGGCCGAGGAAAAGGUUUUGGAGGGCUCUGAUGGAUCGAAGGAUGUGGAAGAGGAGCUUUUUGAGGAGGCUGUUGGUACCCAAGAACAUUUUCCGGAGGAAGGACCAAAACCUGAAUCAGGAGGUGGUGGCUCUUUCUUUGGAAAUUCGGGUUCAGUACGAGCAGAUAAGAAUUUUAUUGCAGGAAAUGAAACGGAUGAUAUUAAAAAGGCUUUUGGAUUUCAAGGCGAGGCUGGGAGUGGUGAGGAGGCGGCAGUGGUUUCGAUCGAGGGUCAGGUGGGGGAUUCGGUUGGCGUGGAAAGUGCUGAUGGGGUCCAGGUGCUAGAUAAGUUUGAUGAUGAAGGGACUGAAGUUGAGGCAGCUGCUGAUGAAUUGAGUGGAGGAAAGGAGGCAGCUGAAGGUGACGAAUACAUGGACUUUUCAAAGGGUGGAGAUGAGGUAAUUGUAAAGUCUGAUGUUGUAGUUGAAAAAGCUAAUGGGGCUAAGCUUCCAGAUAAGAUUGAUGAAACGGAGGCUGAAAUUCAAGCAACUGCUGACGAAUUGAGUGGACCAAAGGAGGUUAAUGAUGUUGGUGUCAAUGGAGACGUGGGAGCUUCUAAGGGUGAGGAUAAGGAGGUUGUGAAGUAUUGUGUAGAGGUUGAGAAGCCUGAUAGGGUUGAGGUGCCAGAUAAGAUUGAUGAAGGAGGGACUGAGAUGGAGGCUGCAAUGGUUGAAUUGAAUGGAGGAAAGGAGGAAUCUGAGGUUGGCAUUAGUGGAGACAUCGAAGUUUCUAAGGGUGGGGAUGAGGCAUUUAUAAAAUCUGCUGUAGGGAAUAGGAAGUAUGAGGAUGUUGAAUCUGUUAAUUUGGGGAAUAGAUCAGUUAAUGAAAACACUGAAAAUGGAGAUGCCGAUAGGGUGACAGGAAGUGGUCAUGAAUCUCAUGGAGAAACUGAAUUAAGCGGUAACUCUUUCCUUGAAGAUAAAAAGUCUGAGGAAUCAAAGGAGGAUAUAUUGUGUAAUGAACGUGGGGAUGGCAGUGCAAAUGAGUCAGUUGAUUUUUGCACUCGGCUGGAGCAUCAAGGUGAUGGGGGCAAAGAAGUGAAUGAAAAUUUGGCCAAAGGGGAGGUAGAACCUAACGGUAUUAGGGGAGAUGCUGAUAAUAAAGGAGCUGAAGUGAUGAGAACUUUGGAUAGUUCUACCACAGAACAUCAAGAAAGUGGGAAUGGUGCUCUUAGAUAUACUUCAGCUGAACCACAGACAUAUGUUAAAGAAGAGGGAGCAAUUAUUGGAACUUUGCAUUCCUUAGAGAAGUCUGCAACGGAGGUACAGGCAGGUGCAACAGAGUUAAAGUUAGAGAACAACAAGAGUUCUCUUCCUGUACAAAUGGAUGAAAAAGUUAAUGAAGUUCAGAAUGGUCGUUUGUAUAGACUUGGUUUGGCUGAACAGUUGCGAGGGAGAAAUGGUGGUCGUGUUGGUGCUUUUAGCUUUGACCGUGCAAGUGCCCUGGCAGAGCAGCUUGAGGCAGCUGGGCAUGAACCCCGAUUCUCUUGUACAAUUAUGGUACUUGGAAAAACUGGAGUUGGUAAAAGUGCAACCAUUAAUUCCAUAUUUGAUGAAGUUAAGUUCAGCACUGAUGCUUUUCAAACAGGAACAAAGAAAGUUCAGGAUGUUGUGGGUACUGUGCAAGGUAUUAGGGUGCGGGUAAUUGACACACCGGGCCUUCUGCCAUCAUGGUCUGAUCAACAUCAGAAUGAAAAGAUCCUGCACUCUGUUAAGCGUUUCAUUAAAAAAACACCUCCAGAUAUUGUGUUAUAUCUUGAUCGGUUGGACAUGCAAAGUAGGGAUUUCAGUGAUAUGCCCCUCUUGCGCACCAUCACUGAGAUAUUUGGACCAUCUAUAUGGUUUAAUGCAAUUGUGGUUUUGACUCAUGCAGCAUCUGCUCCACCUGAUGGGCCAAAUGGCACUGCUUCCAGUUAUGACAUGUUUGUCACUCAGCGUUCUCAUGUUGUCCAGCAAGCCAUCCGUCAGGCAGCUGGGGAUAUGAGGCUCAUGAAUCCUGUUUCAUUGGUGGAGAAUCAUUCCGCCUGCAGAACAAAUAGGGCUGGCCAGAGAGUGUUGCCAAAUGGUCAAGUUUGGAAACCUCAUCUGCUGUUGCUCUCCUUUGCAUCCAAAAUUCUGGCAGAAGCUAAUGCUCUUCUAAAGUUACAAGAUAGUCCACCUGGGAAGCCUUUUGCCGCUCGAUCAAGAGCACCUCCUUUACCAUUCCUUCUCUCAACCCUUCUUCAGUCGAGACCACAGGUUAAACUUCCCGAGGAACAAUUCAGUGAUGAAGAUGAUAUAGACGAUGAUUUGGAUGAAUCAUCAGAUUCUGAUGAAGAAUCAGAAUAUGAUAGAUUGCCUCCAUUUAAACGCUUGACAAAGGCCCAGAUGGCUAAGCUUUCUAAAGCCCAGGUGAAGGAGUAUCUUAAUGAGCUAGAAUACAGGGAAAAGCUGUUUAUGAAGAAACAGUUGAAGGAAGAGAAAAGGAGAAGGAAGAUUAUGAAGCAAAUGGCGGCUGCAACUAAGGAUUUGCCAACCGAUUUUGGUGACAAUGUAGAAGAGGGGAGCAGUGGAGCUGCAUCAGUGCCAGUUCCCAUGCCAGAUCUAGCCCUACCUGCUUCUUUUGAUUCUGAUAAUCCUACUCACCGAUAUCGUUACCUUGAUUCUUCCCAGUGGCUUGUGAGGCCUGUUCUAGAGACUCAUGGAUGGGAUCAUGAUGUUGGUUAUGAAGGUAUAAAUGUAGAACGACUGUUUGUGGUUAAAGAAAAAGUACCAAUCAUUGCUCGUGCCAAUUUGAAUAACAGAGGGGCAGGACAAGUUGGUCUUCGUUUAAAUAGCUCAGAACAACUCCAAAUAGCCUUAAUUGGCUUCCUUCCUCUAUUCAAAAAGCUGCUUGGUUAUCCUCAACAAAUGCAGUAUGGACAAUGAUGAAACGAGAUUACUUGGGCUGCACCAGCUAUGCAGUGAAAGGUUAUAACAUUUAGAAAGACCAUCUCAUGAUGUUUACCAUGAACCAUGAACAAAAGUAAGAUGCCGAAUUCCUUUUGCUUCUACCUCCUCUCCCCCCCCACCCCCUUCCCUUCCCCCAAUAUAUAUAUAAUUUCCUAUAUAAAUCUUAUUCAGCGUUUUGUUAGUGGAUUGUGGCCAUUUUUAUUUCUUUGUUAGAUGUUUUGCACAUGGUAUUUUUGUUUCCAUAAUCUGAUUCUUAGUUUUCCUUCUUGUUUGCCCAUAUAAAUUGCAUUUCUAGUGUGGGUAUGAAAGAUGAUUUAUUUUGAA
Carica papaya (papaya) is the source of this 3854-nucleotide messenger RNA. NCBI's taxonomy places the organism in Eukaryota, Viridiplantae, Streptophyta, Magnoliopsida, Brassicales, Caricaceae. The record is from RefSeq and is a predicted model, not a curated record.